Molecule: messenger RNA, 1092 nt
Organism: Ruditapes philippinarum (Manila clam)
Lineage: Eukaryota; Metazoa; Mollusca; Bivalvia; Venerida; Veneridae
Exons: 2
Coding region: 1-1092 (363 amino acids)
Source: RefSeq, a predicted model, not a curated record
AUGUGCCUGUUGAACUUUAUCUGCACUGAUCGCGCGUGUAGAUUCUGUAGCCGACAGCAGGCCAAUCGUUGUCUGACACUGCUUUGUCCAGGUUUAACGUUACACGCUAUCCCCCUACACUCCACACCUAUACUACAGUGUCCCCCUACACUCACACCUAUAUUACAGUGUCCCCCUACACUCACACCUAUACUACAGUGUCCCCCUACACUCACACCUAUACCAGUGUCCCCUACACUCACACCUAUAUUACAGUGUCCCCCUACACUCACACCUAUAUUACAGUGUCCCCCUACACUCACACCUAUACUACAGUGUCCCCCUACACUCACACCUAUAUUACAGUGUCCCCCUACACUCACACCUAUACUACAGUGUCCCCCUACACUCACACCUAUACUACAGUGUCCCCCUACACUCACACCUAUAUUACAGUGUCCCCCUACACUCACACCUAUACUACAGUGUCCCCCUACACUCACACCUAUACUACAGUGUCCCCCUACACUCACACCUAUAUUACAGUGUCCCCCUACACUCACACCUAUACUACAGUGUCCCCCUACACUCACACCUAUACUACAGUGUCCCCCUACACUCACACCUAUAUUACAGUGUCCCCCUACACUCACACCUAUACUACAGUGUCCCCCUACACUCACACCUAUACUACAGUGUCCCCCUACACUCACACCUAUACUACAGUGUCCCCCUACACUCACACCUAUACUACAGUGUCCCCCUACACUCACACCUAUAUUACAGUGUCCCCCUACACUCACACCUAUACUACAGUGUCCCCCUACACUCACACCUAUACUACAGUGUCCCCCUACACUCACACCUAUAUUACAGUGUCCCCCUACACUCACACCUAUAUUACAGUGUCCCCCUACACUCACACCUAUAUUACAGUGUCCCCCUACACUCACACCUAUACUACAGUGUCCCCCUACACUCACACCUAUACUACAGUGUCCCCCUACACUCACACCUAUAUUACAGUGUCCCCCUACACUCACACCUAUACUACAGUGUCCCCCUACACUCACACCUAUACUACAGUGUCCCCCCGUACUGGGAAAUCAGUAA